GACCCGCGGGGAGGGCGGGCCAGUCGGCUGGCGGCAGGGCCCUGAGACGGGGGAGUCGUGUCCCUGCGCCCGCCUCGCCAAGGCAGCGCCGGACGGGGCCCCUGUUCUCCCGGGGGGUUGGGUGAAGCUGGCGGGCCGAUCGGGGGCGGAUAGAUAUAAGCGGGGAGGGAGCCGGGGGGAGUAGAUGGAGGGGAGCCAAGGCGGGUAGGUCCGGGGAGGGGAGGGUAGAUUCAGGCCGGGCGCACAUGGCCGGCCCGUGUUACUGAGCCGCCUCUCCCCGCAGUGCACCGCAUCUGCUUCCUUCCUGUGCCCCCGGGCUCUGGCUCCCGCCGCGGCUGGAAAUAUGUCCGAGGGGGUGGAUCUGAUCGAUAUCUACGCCGACGAAGAGUUCAACCAGGACUCCGAAUUCAGUAAUGCUGACCAGAUGGAUCUGUAUGACGACGUGCUAGCAGCAAGCUCGCAGCCACCCGAAAGCCGCACCAGCAGCUCGGAGGCACCGACCGAGAUCCGCCAGGAGCAGUCCCCCAAGCCAAACAGCAAAUCGCCUGCCAUCUUGUACACCUACAGCGGCCUGCGUAACAAACGGGCUGCUGUGUAUGUGGGCAGCUUCUCCUGGUGGACAACUGACCAGCAGCUGAUCCAGAUUAUUCGCUCAGUGGGGGUCUACGAUGUGGUGGAGCUGAAAUUCGCGGAGAACCGAGCCAAUGGCCAAUCCAAAGGGUAUGCAGAGGUGGUAGUUGCCUCCGAGAACUCAGUCCACAAGCUCCUGGAGCUGCUGCCCGGCAAGAUCCUCAAUGGGGAUAAGGUGGAGGUGAGACUGGCCACCCGGCAGAACCUGUCGCAGUUUGAGGCACAGGCUCGGAAACGGGUGCCACCGAGGGCUCACUCCCGGGACUCCUGGGAUUCGAUGGAUGGCCGAGCCACGCCGACGGAGAAUGCUGUGCCGCCCCCUCGUGUGGAGAAGCCCCCUUCUGUGCUGUCUUUCUUUAACCGCCCCCCUGCCGCCAUGCCCCUCAUGGCCCUGCCCCCUCCCCCGAUGCCUCCCCCACCACCUCUCUCCUCCAGCUUUGGAGUGCCACCUCCCCCCCCAGGAAUCCACUACCAGCAUCUAAUGCCCCCUCCUCCUCGACUGCCCCCACACCUGGCCGUGCCACCUCCAGGGGCAGUCCCUCCCGCCCUGCACCUCAACCCUGCCUUCUUCCCCCCGCCAAAUGCAGCAUUGGCCCCCCCGCCGGACACCUACAAGACCUCUGCAGCCUAUAACCACAGCAGUCGAGAGCUGGGCCCACUGCCUCCUCCAGUGAGCGAAGCCGAGUUCGAGGAGAUCAUGAACAGGAACCGAGCGAUUUCCAGCAGUGCCAUUUCCAAAGCGGUGUCCGGAGCCAGCGCAGGGGAUUACAGUGAUGCCAUAGAGACCCUGCUCACGGCCAUCGCCGUUAUCAAACAGUCCCGCGUAGCCAACGACGAGCGGUGCCGCGUCCUCAUCUCCUCCCUCAAGGAUUGUCUUCAUGGGAUCGAAGCCAAGUCCUACAGCAUGGGUGCCAGCAGCAGCUCCUCCAGAAAAAGACACCGGUCUCGGGAGAGGUCGCCCAGUCGGUCCCGCGAGAGCAGCAGGAGGCACCGGGACCCGCUUCAUAAUGAGGAUCGGCACGAGGACUAUUUCCAAGAAAGGAACCGGGAGCAUGAGAGACAUCGGGACAGAGACAGAGAAAGGGACCGGCACCACUGAGAAAGGACUGAAGGACGGAGGCCGCUCCACCCCUCUCCUCCCCACUGCCCCCAGCUCCUUCCAGGCACCCAGGGAAAGCCACGUCGCCUGCGGGACUCCAGCUGGCACACGGUGGCCUCGGGACCCACACUCGCUGCUGCUGCUUUCUGGGGAAAUGCUGGAAGACGUGGAGUUAGGGAGGGAUAGCGUCGGGGCCACUGUGAGCAGGGAGUGCUCCAGUCCACGGAUACUUGGACCCAAAGAGAAAUGGUGCUUUUCCAUGGAAGCUUGUGAGCUCCUUCCUCUCCGUGGCCCUUCCGGAGACAGCUGGAAGGGAAUCCAUCACCCUCGUGUGUGCUGGGGAGGGUUGGAGGUGGGGGCACAGAUAUCCCUGCGUGGUGUCUGGUGCCUGGCCUGCUUGGCUUACUGGGGCCAGUAUCCAUGUCCUCCCAUGAUGCACUGUCUUCUCGUCCUGUGUGGGGGUGCUCUCUUGAGGAAUGCGAUCCCUUCUCCCAACCAGUUCCAGGCCUGGCUUGUCUGGCCCAUUAUACUCAUCUUAGAUAACAGCAUUUCCUCUUCCCCCGCCUCAUGGAGAGCAGGCUGGCUGCUGCUUCCCAUCACCUUUUUCUGCUCCCAGUUGCCGUUCCUGUAGGCGCUUCUGAGUUCUCUGCAUUCUGCCCUGGCUCCUCUAGGGGGCUUGUCCGGAACAGAGGUGGCCCCUCUCAGCUGGACUCAAUGCCUCUGGCUCUCCAUGCUGAUCUCAUGCAAUAACCGUUCCAGUUCACGUUUUUCCCUACCGCAAGCCCCAGCCACCUGUUUCUUCAGAGCCAGCCUCCUCCCAGAGAGGCUGCCUUCCUUGUUUUAGAGGAAGCGGCAUGGGGAGAGACUUGAGUGUUGUGAUAUCGGUGGAUGGAGAUGGGGUGGGCUGGGGGCUGGCUGGAUGAGCCCAACAACUGAUAACCUGGCGAGCUGCUUAGCGUUUUUGUGUGGUGGGAGGUGCAUUGAUUCCAGGGAUUGAGAACUCUGGUGGGGACUCCUGCCUCUUCAUAAACACUCUAGGAAUGGGAGCUCCCAGUCGAGCGCUGGGUGGGAGGUUUCUUUAGACAGCACCACUGCUUGCUAUUGCUCUAUGGUGCGUGACGGUGAGCAAAGAGUUUGGGGUGGCUGAGAGUUGGUCUACAUCUAGCUAAGGAGUCUUGGUGCCUGUUCCAGCACAUGGGGCUGAUUGUGCCCAACAGUGCGAUGCCUGAAGGGCCAGGGGGAAACAUAACCACUAUUUCCACCACAGCCUUCAGCUGGUGAUUCUUGAAGGCUGGUAGGAUAGAUGGUGUGGAAGGAGCCAUGUUCCCUCGAGCAAAAGAUGCUCUAGGGUACAGGUGGCCAGAGAGCAGCCUGCAUGUGUCGCAUGACUGUGCCCAUCUGAGCGGCAGCCUGUGGAGACUGCACAUCCCAGCAUGCAGUUCUCCAGUCACUUAACUCAAGCUAUAACACAUUGUAUGCUGGGACCUGUAGUCUCCAGAGCCUGCACCUUUAUGUAAGACUGAGGACAGCAACCACCUGCUGCAUUUCAUGCCAUUCAGUGUGGCCCUCCUGGCAAGUUGUGGACACAGCUGGGCAAAACCUGGGCACCAUCCCCCCAGCAGGGGUCUCCAGUUGAACACAUCAGAGAGGGUGGCAGGGGACGAGAGUGCACAGCCUGCCUGGAGGCUGGCGAAGUGAAGUGACACCUCCGUAAGAACUGUGAUCGGUGAGCAAAGGCCAGCUCUGGAUGUCUUUUUAAAAAGAAAAUGAAAAAAAAAAACAAAAAAACGGAAACUUAAAGUGAGGUGACAUUAAAAAAGAAGUGUAAAAUACCAGAAAACCCUUUGACAGGAGAGUGUUCUGUUUUUUUACAUAAUGACACAAAUUUUUAGUUUAUUUCAGAAUAGUGGUGGGAGGGGGGAUGAUAAAAAUAAAAUAAAAAGCAACGCCCCAAUACCCCUCCCCCAGUUCUCGGUGAUUUGAUUUUUGUCUCUUUCUGAUAGGUUGGAAAUUGUGUAAUAAACUUGAUGACGUUGUCAAUCUUUUAUACUGCAUUGUAUGUUUUCUUUUUUUUCCUUUUGUAACAAAAUAUUUUAAAUAAUAAAUGGGGUGUGAGCUGUUUUA
Molecule: messenger RNA, 3853 nt
Organism: Trachemys scripta elegans
Lineage: Eukaryota; Metazoa; Chordata; Testudines; Emydidae
Gene: CPSF7
Product: cleavage and polyadenylation specific factor 7
Exons: 9
Coding region: 344-1729 (461 amino acids)
Biological process (GO): mRNA alternative polyadenylation
Cellular component (GO): mRNA cleavage and polyadenylation specificity factor complex
Molecular function (GO): mRNA binding
Source: RefSeq, a predicted model, not a curated record